AUGGAUUUUCCUUACAAUCUACCACUACUCCUAGAAAAGCAAAUAAAGCUUAGUAUUUAUAGGAGGAGUCCUGGAGGGACAAUUGAGGCUGAAAAGAUCUUCGUGGUAGAGCCUGAUCGGGGCAAGUGGGUAGUCAAAUCGGCAUUUGGGAUCGUGAAGCAUGAUGGUGUGACCCCCAUAAAUCCCGGUAAAUCUCGACCACCGCCCUGA
Prunus armeniaca (apricot) is the source of this 210-nucleotide messenger RNA. The record is from the annotation of a GenBank genome assembly. Lineage: Eukaryota; Viridiplantae; Streptophyta; Magnoliopsida; Rosales; Rosaceae.